AUGCCAACGCGCGGUCAAGCUGGUUGGGCAAGAACGGCCGCGUUCUUGCCCAACCGCACGCUCAACGUGAACACGGACGGCAAGACCCCGUACAAGCUGAUCCAUGGGGCCAUGCCCAACAGUGCAAACUUGAAGAGCUACGCGACCAACCACAAAGCCUACAAGCUCUACGAUUUGGAAACCAAGAUGGUCGUGAUCGCCGUCGACGUCCGUUUCUUCGAGAACGAGUUCCCCAACUGUCACGUGCCGAUCAUGGAAGCCUCAACUGAUGCCGUUGAAGCCGACUUUGAUAGGGACGGCUUGGAAACGCACGACACCGCCGCUCGCCAUGCUCCACGGGCGCCAAUGAAAGCUGUCCCGGAGACUGCCCUGUACCGGAACCCAGCGUCCCCGCCAACGACAGCACCCGUGGCUCAACCCUAG
This is a messenger RNA of Aphanomyces astaci, 423 nucleotides long. RefSeq lists its product as hypothetical. The transcript has 2 exons. Lineage: Eukaryota; Oomycota; Saprolegniomycetes; Saprolegniales; Verrucalvaceae. The coding region runs from base 1 to 423 and encodes 140 amino acids. The record is from RefSeq and is a predicted model, not a curated record.